Messenger RNA from Physella acuta, 4438 nucleotides. Its product is annotated as kynureninase. Gene Ontology annotation, molecular function: kynureninase activity; pyridoxal phosphate binding. The record is from RefSeq and is a predicted model, not a curated record. Gene Ontology annotation, biological process: NAD+ biosynthetic process. Lineage: Eukaryota; Metazoa; Mollusca; Gastropoda; Physidae. Gene Ontology annotation, cellular component: cytoplasm.
CUAAAAAAAAUCUUUCGCUUUUUAUGCACUUAUAGAUCUAGAUCUACUAUACACGUAAGGCGUCGUAAGGAAUACCAUGACUUUUCAAGAAAACAAAGCUGUUCCUUAGAUUUAGAUAACUUUUCUAGAUCUAGGAGGUCAUAUCUCUGUAAGACUACACUCCAAGAUCUACAUCUGCUACAUCUAGAUCUAGAUUCUACUAGAUUCUAGAUCUUGUCUAGUUCUAGAAUCUCACAAAAAAAAAAAAAAAAAAUUAACACUGCAGACUGCAGACAGAGUGACAAAGUUUCUAACAAAGUUGAACUGAAAAUCACAAAGUUUUGAGCUAUACCACAAUGAGUUGUGAAUCAGUACAAAACGGUUUGAUUCAAAAUCACCCCCUGAAUGAGCUGAAACAGAUAGCAGAGGACAAUGACCUGGAUAUUCUGGACUUAAAAUUCGCCAAGUUAAUGGAUGAAAAAGAUCCAUUGAGACACCUCCGAGAUGAAUUCCACUAUCCCAAGAUGGGUGAUAUUUUAAACACUGAUCCAAAGAUUGUGGACCCAUCUGAAGAUUGUGUGUAUUUCUGUGGUAACUCCCUGGGACUUUGCCCCAAGAAAACAAAGGAGUAUAUGAACAUUGAGGUGGAUAAAUGGGCCAGUCUAGGUGUACAAGGCCAUACAAAUGGGGAUCUGCCCUGGGCCUGGUGUGAUGAGCUGUUGGAGGAGGACAUGGCUAAAAUUGUUGGAUGUAACCGUGAAGAAGUUGCAUUGAUGAAUGGUUUAACUGUCAACUUACAUCUACUCUUGAUAUCUUUCUAUCGUCCAACAAAAGACAGGUAUAAAAUUUUAUGUGAGAGCAAGGCCUUCCCAUCUGAUCAUUAUGCCUUUGAAAGCCAGUCUAUGCUCCAUGGCUACAACCCUAACGAUGUUAUGAUUUGUGUAGAGCCACGACAGGGAGAGUUCACACUACGUACUGAAGAUAUUCUGGAAGUCAUUGAGAAGGAAGGAGAUAAAAUUGCUGUUGUUUGCUUUGCUGGUGUACAGUACUACACAGGCCAGCUGUUUGAUAUACAGACCAUUACAAAGGCUGGUCAUGCUAAGGGCUGUUAUGUGGGAUGGGAUAUGGCUCAUGCAGUUGGUAAUGUUCCCCUAUACCUACACGACUGGGACAUAGACUUUGCCUGCUGGUGCACAUAUAAGUACCUUAACGCCAGUGCUGGAGGCCUGGCAGGUUUGUUCAUCCAUGAAAAGUUCCGCUCCAACAACUUCCCUAAGCUGCUGGGCUGGUGGGGGCACGACAUGUCCACAAGAUUUAAAAUGGACAACAAAAUGGAGCUUAUACCAGGUGCCAGAGGCUAUAGGAUCAGCAACACACCAGGGUUUUUGUGUGCGCCUUUGAAAGCCAGUUUUGAGGUUUUUAAGAAAACAAGUGUAGAGGACCUUAGAAAAAAGUCCCUCCUACUGACCAGCUACCUGGAGUUUUUGGUCCUCCACUACUACAGGCGGCCUGCGGGGGACACACCUGAUGGGGACAACAUUUACAUUGAUAUCUUCACACCUGCCGACCCCCAGCAGAGGGGGGCACAACUCUCACUGGCGUUUAAUGUCUGCAUAGAGCAGUUGUUUAAGGAGCUGGAGAGGAGGGGGGUGGUGUGCGACAAGCGUCUUCCACGUGUCAUCCGCAUCACCCCAGUCCCCAUGUACUGCAGCUUCGAAGACGUCCACCGCUUUAUGGCCCUACUCAAAGAUGCCCUCCUGGCAGCCAAGGGAUCCCUGUCCCACGUUGACCAGACCACAGUCUAACGCCAGCUGUCUGGACUGUCAGAACUCUGUUAUCAUUGUUCCAAGUAGACAUAGAUAUCAGUUGUAUUUGUCUAAAUUAUAUCUCAUAGUUUAUUGAAAGUUAUUUAAACUACUAAUUAAAUCUCAAACUUUAGCAACAUUUAUUGAUUUAAUUCACUUUAUCUAUAUAAUAUAUCAAACUUUAAUGACAGUUAUUAAAAUAACUAACUAAAUCUCAAACUUAAGUUAAAAUUUUUUUAAUUUACUAACUUUAUCUAUAUUAUAUCUCAAAGUUCACUGAAAGUUAUAUAAACAACUAAUUAAAUCUCUAACUUUAGUAAAAUUUAUAAUUAACUUACUGUAUCAAUAUAAUAUCUCAAAGUUUACUGAAAGUUAUAUAAACCAUGAAUUAAAUCUCUAACUGUGGUAAAAGUUAUUUAUUUAAUUAACUUUAUCUAUAAAAUAUCUCAAAGAUUACUGUAAGUUUUUUUACACAACUAAUUAAAUCUCAAACUUUAGUAAAAUUUACAAUUAACUUACUUUAUCUAUAUAAUGUCUUAACUUACUUUAUCUGUAUAAUGUCUCAAAGUUUACUGAAAGUUGUUUAAACAGCUAAUUAAAUCUCAACCUUUAUUAAAAUUUAUAAUUAACUCACUUUAAUCUACAUUACUCAAAGUUUACUGAAAGUUAUUUAAUAAGCUCUACAUUCAAUCUCAAACUUUAUAAUUUAUUAUUUAAAGAUAUACAUUAUAUCUCAAGCUUAAUAAAAUGAAUUUAAAGAACUCACUUUAUAUACAUUAAAUCUCAAAGCUUUCUACAACCUAUUUAAAUAACUCCACAUAUAUUAUUAAAUUUUACCACAUUAUUUUAAAGAAAAUCAACUCUGAAAUAUUUAAUAUAAGUUGUUGAAAAACUCUGCUUUGUUUGAGACAUCAAAAGAUAAGAAAGGUGUCUCUAUAAUUUAAGGGGAUAUGCUAUGUUUUUUUCUAUUUUUUUCAGUUUAAGAUUUAGAGCCUUUUGAAUACUUUUAUCAUAUUUGGCAUAUAAAAGUAAGUAUUAAACAGCAAAAAAACGGGUCGAAAACAAUUUUGGUUGUCAUGGAAACCCAAAAAACCUCCGCCAUUUUGAAUUUUUCGGUACUUUUAAAAAUACUAAGGCUUUUUUAUUUAUGCACCUAUAGCAAUCAAAUUUAAACUGCUUAUAUUUCAGUAUAUAUUAAAACUUUUGUCACGACAACUAUUUGAAAUAAUUACUAGUAAAAAUUUUACAAUGUCUAAAAAAAUCUUACCCUUUUUAGUAUUCAAAAGUUUCAAAAUGUGCAUAUUAAUUACCAAAUAAUUUUUUUCUAUGAAAGCAAUCACAAUUCCCUCGUGACAGAAGUUGUAUUUUUGCAUCAAGAACAUUUACUGAAAAUAUGGUUGGCAUUGUUUAAUAAAUAAAAAAGUAGUAGGCUUUUUAGUGUUAAAAACCUGCGAACUGAGAAAAACCGCCAAAAGUAACGAAAACUAGGUCAGGAAAGUACCAUAUCUGUGUAAACUGCAUAGCCGAUUGUAAGCGUUGGGUGUUUCCGAGAUGUAGGAAAUUAAGUUUAUUAAAUACAUGAGAAAUCCAGCUUUCCAAUGAUGUCAAAAACAAUAUAAUGACGGAUAUAAAACUUUUCAUAGAGAGCUUGUAAGAUUGGGAAAAAAUGAUUAUUUUUUAAUUAAUAGGGUCAUACAAAUCGUAAUUCAAACACAUAAAAUAUUUUUUUCUCUUUUAAGUUAUUAUUUUCUUUAUACAAAAAUGGACAAAGUAUCCAAAAGUGCAAGAAACCCAUCAUGACGGAAAACAAGAAAUUUUGUGAUUUUUUUCCGCGCAUAUCCCCUUAAUUACUGUAGAAAUAUCAUAAUAUGUUAAUAAGAAAGUGUAGAAAGUUAUUGAAUUAAAGCUAAUGUACUUUCUGCAAUUUAAUUUCAGCUUAAAAUAUUACUUACAAAAAGUUUAUUAAAGUCAGUUUAUACGAAAUAAAAAACAUUCCUUCUCAUUUAUUCCCCUUUAACACACAAGGUAUUGUCUAUUCAAAGCACGGUGUUAAGAAUAUGAAUUGAUACAAUAUAGUUGAUGUUAUCAAUUUCAAUUUUAUUUUAUUCUGUUGUAAGUAUUUACUUAACCUAGUCAAAAAAUAUUUUGUACAAUUUGAACUGCAGUUACUUAUGUCAAUCAAUUGUAAGACUGUCUGAAGUUGAACAUGUUCUUAUUACUCCACAAUAAUUUUUUCAAAUAUUUUUUUUUGAGUCAGAAGAGAUUGAUGUGUAUUUUAUUGAAUUUACAUUAAAUUUACUUUUUCCUUCAGAUGAAUUAUUAUACACAGCAUUUGAAGACAUUUAGUGAUGUUAGUGAUUUAUGCCCAAUGUUUUCUAAAUUCUAAUGCUUGUUUUCAGUCGUAUGUCUUUGUUUUACAAGAUGAUAUUUUAGAUUUUAUUAGCAUUUGUGAUGCAAGCUGUCAGUAUUCUUGCCAUGAAGAUGCAUUAUAUGGAAACAUUGUCAUCGUUUUAUGUUAUGUGUAUUAGUAGUGUUAUAUGGUGAGGUAUGGUAUGUAACUGUCAGAGUUAAUCUCAGGCAUGUCUGGGGAGGUGAGGGGGUGGGGUUAACGGACCCCCCCCCAUGGGUCUUUUCUAGUGUCCCACCAGUGUUUC